Rotaria sp. Silwood2 is the source of this 711-nucleotide messenger RNA. Lineage: Eukaryota; Metazoa; Rotifera; Eurotatoria; Philodinida; Philodinidae. The record is from the annotation of a GenBank genome assembly.
AUGGCUGAAUAUCUUGCUUCUAUUUUUGGUACUGAAAAAGACAAAGUAAAUUGUUCGUUUUAUUUUAAAAUUGGUGCUUGUCGUCAUGGUGAACGAUGUUCCCGUGUUCAUAAUAAACCUACCUUUAGUCAAACGAUUCUUCUAAAAAAUCUUUAUUUAAACCCAAAUAAUAAUUCUAUUCCAAAACCAGAAGGUGGCUUUGGUAAGUCAAUAUUCAAUUCAUUUAUAAUGAUCUUUAAUAUUACUUUCUUACUAGAACAAUUUAGUGGGAAUACUUACACAGACGAAGAAGUACAACAACAUUUUGAUGAAUUUUAUGAAGAAGUUUAUACAGAAGUUGAAGAUAAGGUAAGAUUGAUGAAAAAUUAUGGUGAAAUUGAAGCAAUGACUGUUUGUGACAAUCUUGGCGAACAUCUUGUAGGAAACAUUUAUAUUAAAUUUCGUUAUGAACGAGAUGCCGAACGAGCUGUAGAAGAUCUUAAUACACGAUGGUUUGAUAGAAAACCAAUCUACGCAGAAUUAAGUCCUGUUACGGAUUUUAAAGAAGCUAGUUGUCGACAGUAUGAAUUAGGCGAAUGUAUGAGAAGUGGUUUUUGUAACUUUAUGCACAUUAAAACAAUAUCACAGGAUGUUAAAAAACGUCUUCGUGGACGUCGAAAACGAUCACGUUCACGUAGUCAUUCACCAUCAAAAAAAAAUCGUCGUCAUUGA